Molecule: messenger RNA, 1689 nt
Organism: Brassica napus (rape)
Lineage: Eukaryota; Viridiplantae; Streptophyta; Magnoliopsida; Brassicales; Brassicaceae
Product: alanine and glycine-rich protein-like
Exons: 1
Coding region: 1145-1510 (121 amino acids)
Source: RefSeq, a predicted model, not a curated record
AAACCAAUUUAAAAGUAUCAUUCUUAAUGUUUUAUAUACGUUAAAUCUAAAAAUAAUUAAUAUAUAUAUAAGUAUAUAAAUCUAUUUUUAGAUAAAUUCGGGUACCCGAAUACUUCGGUUCGGAUCAGAUUUGGUUCUCUAAAUAACAAAAUUUUGAAUAAUUCGAAUAUUUAAUCAAUUUAUGUUCGGGUUUGGUACUAUAUUUUCGGAUCGGUAUCGGUUCUGUUCUUUGGAUUCAUUUUGUAAAACCUUAAUAAUUACAUGAAAAACAAAUAUCAACAUAUUUUUCAAAAUGUACAUCCGCGCGCCUGCGCGGGUCAAAAUCUAGUAAAUGAUUUAUUGUUGAUGCACAAACUUUUAAUUCUAAACAUGGUACUCCUUAUUUGUGUUUUUGUUCAAGUUGUAUCUAUCCUCCUAUUAGUUUAACUCGUUAAUUUAUGUUGAUCCUUUAUUUCUCAUAUUUAGUGGAAAUAUUAGUAUCCUCUAAUAAAAUUUAGUUAAAGUUAGUCAUUUAGACUAAUUAAAUAAUAAUAAGCUGGUAAAAUUAAAAUACUAAGAAGCUUUAAAGUUAAAAAAACUUAACUAUGCCAAAUUAAUGGUAUGAAAAUUAUCAGAAAUUUAUUGUAUUAUAGAACUCGACAUAUUUAUUUUCUAAACAUAAUUUAUUUAAUGAAUACAAAGAAUAGUUUAUCAGUGUAUGUAUUGUCAUGGACGCGCUUUGGAAUGACUUUCAAUCAUCCAACCUAUUUAUGGUGAUCUCAUUGUAUAGUUGAUUCUUCAUUGUUUGUACAUUUUGAUAUACCCACAGACCCGUAACAGCUGACUUACUGAAGAUUAGUUCUUUCAGACUUAAUCUUUGAGUUUAUGGUCAAAGAAACAAAGUGAUUAAGUUGUCACGUACGUUUUUUUUUCUUGGAAAGAAAAAGUAAUCAAGAAGAAGAUGUCACACUUAUUAAUUAUUUUGCUAGUACAUUUGAAAUUCCUUUGCAAUUGCUUGUAAUUUUCAUAAACAAUUUAAAAUGUUUAGAGUUAUGCUAUAACCUUCUAUACAUUUUCAAAGUAUACGACAACUUAGAUCUAUAUAAAAGGCCACCAAAAGUCAUAAUUUUGCAUUCAGUUUCCAAAAGAAAAAAGAAAAGAAACAAUGAAAGGUUACAUUAUUGCUCUUAUAGUAUGUGCCUGCGUCGCUAUAAUCGCGGUUGUUCUUAUCUUAUGUUGUCUUCAAAACCGCAAAAAGAAAAAAACGUGGUCUCCUCCACCGCGUCCGCCGGUAAAAGACGUUGAAAAAGGUAGAAGCAGUGUCGCAAGAGAUGGAGGGCUUGUUGUUUUGACAGGCACCGCUGUCACCACAGCCGUUGUAGCUACGGCUGUAACCACCGGAACCGCCGAUGAAAUUAGUGGUGGUGGAGGAGGCGGGGAAGGCGGAGGAGAAUGUGAUGGUGGUGGAGAUGGUGGAGGAGGAUGUGGAGGUUGCGGUGGUUGCGGCGGUUGUGGCGGGUGUGGAGGUUAAAGGCUGUAUAGUUAUUAGUGACGUAAUAGUGAAUUUGCAUGCAAGGUUUUAAAUUGUGAAUGUAAGGUUUUAAGUGUGAUCUCCUUAAUGAGAUAAAAAAAAUUGUAAUCAUAAUUAAUGGGAUUGUAAUAAGGUGAAUAUAACCAUUAUAUAUGUAAUCUAAAUUUUAUGGUUUUCUA